This is a messenger RNA of Myxocyprinus asiaticus (Chinese sucker), 2850 nucleotides long. Its product is annotated as cas scaffolding protein family member 4-like. Gene Ontology annotation, molecular function: protein binding. The transcript has 7 exons. The record is from RefSeq and is a predicted model, not a curated record. Gene Ontology annotation, cellular component: plasma membrane; cytoplasm. Gene Ontology annotation, biological process: cell surface receptor protein tyrosine kinase signaling pathway; cell migration. The coding region runs from base 217 to 2448 and encodes 743 amino acids. Lineage: Eukaryota; Metazoa; Chordata; Actinopteri; Cypriniformes; Catostomidae.
UGGGUUAAUUUAGGCAAUGUGUAUAUGUGUGAGAGCAACAGCAGGAAGGCAGCAUUAAAAUACUAGGACAGAUAGAGAAAGACUGACUAAGAUCCUUCAGCUACUUUAUGAGUUCACAGAUGCUCUCAGACAAACUUUGCUGUGUCUUUCAAUUCAACAGGGACUUCUGAAUGGGAUUUAAUACCUGCUUGGCCAUAGUACUCAUAUCUCAAAAGGAUGGAGACCCUGUUUGCAGAAGCUCUCUUUGACAACACAGCUGAAAGUGAAGAUGAGCUGGCUUUUCACAAGGGUGACAUCAUCACGGUGCUAGAAAACAAUGUGGCAGGGAGUGCUAGCUGGUGGAAGUGUUCUCUACAUGGAUGUCAGGGCCUGGCACCGGCAAACCGCCUACGUCCCCUUUUCCCAGCACAGGCUGAGAAACUCGGUACUAACUUAGGUGCUGAGAGGGACUCCUUGGGCACCCAAAGCCAUCAGAGCAUCUAUCAAACCCCAAGAGCUAUCAUGCCUUCACCGGUUUCAACUGCUCAUUCCAAAACUGGCUCAAACAUAUAUGAUGUUCCAAGCCAGCCAUCUCCACUGCAACCUUUGCCAAGAAAAACAUCACUGAGCUCAACCACAGAGGAUCAUAAGGGAUAUGAAAUGCUAGACAGGGCAAGAUGUCCAAAUGCAAUGAAAAUGAAUGUCCACACUAUACCACCAUUGAUGUCCCAAAACCCUACUUAUGACAUCCCAGUGCCCUCCAUCAGUGAGUAUAUUCAAAAGCCUCCAUGUGGUUAUAGCACCAUGUCAAAACCUUGUCAGUCUGAUUGGAUCUACAAUGUGCCCGUGUUCCCACAAAAACAAGGUGCCAAACCUUGUCACUUUGUCACCAAGCCAUCCAAACUUAUGAAUUCAAACAACCAGCUUUAUGACACUCUGCCGGCUCAUGUUUGGCCUGAAAAGAAACAAAGUCUUGCCCAGCCCUUAUACGAUAUCCCCAAACCAAGCACGACUGUGCAAUCUUGUACAGAUUCAUGCGCCUAUGAUGUCCCACCUUGCCUGAGACAAACAGAGAGCUCUGCACAUUCUGUAGUGUUCCCCAGACAGCAAACCCUUCCUGAAACUGACUCUAACAAGAGCAAUGAACCCCUUAAAUACAGGGGUAAACCCAGACCCAUUAAUGACCAACUUCAUCGUUGGCCCCCAAGGGGCAGGACAAUGUCCAGGCAGCCCACUGAAGGUGCAAUCAGAAGGGACGAUGACGAUAACAAAGACAGCCAGAGAAUCUCAACGGUGUCCACCUCCUCCACAGCCUCCAGCUCUUCCGGGAGCUCCUGUGACACUUUCAUGCUGAGUUCUCCAGAGCCAAAGCCCUUGCGUGAGGUCACUCUUUCUCAAGAGGAAGCUGGAAACAAGCUGCUUGAGCUUCAGGAGUCUGUGUGUCAAUCUGUGUCCAAGCUUUUGCUGUUUGUGAGCAGCAAAUGGAGGUGCAAAGAGCAUCUGGGUAAGCACCUCCAGCAAAUCCGCACAGCUACCGAAGACGUGACCGACUCUGUCACCUGCUUCUUAAAUUUCGCCCUGGAUGUUAGAGGUAAUGCGCAGAAGUUGACAGACUUGAACCUGCAGACCAGGCUACUUAAGCAGCUCUCCAUGGUUGAGGACUCGGGCUUGAUCCUGCAGCUGGCGACAGAUGCUCUGCAAGAUCUGGGCUGGCUGCUGGAGACUCUGGCUCUGGAUGCAAGCCAGUCACAGACACCUGAUCACUUGGAGCGGUUUGUUAUGGUGGCUCGUACUGUACCAGAGGAUGUGAAGAGGCUGGUUUCCAUCCUGAAUGCAAAUGGCAAGCUUAUUUUCAGAGCGACUGCUAAGGAAACAGACACGGUGGAGCAUGUAGGCCCGUCUGACAGAAGUCUCUGCAAAAGUGAUCUGAUGGUAGACUCAGGAAUAGAUGAGAGUGACUAUGUUCAGCUUCAGACAAAGAAAGAGUCUGACCAACAGCUGAAAACAGCAAAGGGCAACUUUAAAUCAAAGAGAAAUGGUGAUACCUUGAAAAAACAGGUCUCCAUAUCACAGUCUGUUAGCCCCAGUCCACUCCACACCUCCAGGAAGCCUUCAAACUCUGACCACUGCUGUCUAUAUUUCAGAGCCAUUCAAAAGGCCAUCAGCGUGUUUCUAAAUAGCCUGACCGACGGCCAGCCCCCUGAGAAGUUCAUGUCCCACAGCAAGCUGGUCAUUAUGGUGGGCCAAAGACUUGUAAACACUCUGUGUGGUGAAGCUAAAAGUAGAGAGGCCAGCCAGGAAAUGUUGUCCAUAAGCAACCAGCUGUGUGCCCAUCUCAAGCAACUGGGCAUGGUCACUAAGAAAGCAGCUUUGAACUUCCCUGACAAACUAGCUCUCCAAGAGGCACAGGACAGUGCCAAAGAGCUGGCCCAGAGAGUACAGGACUUCAGAAUGUCACUGGACGUAUGAGUGGAAGUUCUGUCACCUGUUUGUCUAGUUUAUGUUUGCAUCGUAUGGAGGUGGGCUGGUGUGGUACUCUGUAUGUGUGGAACAUCUGCAAACAAUAUGUGUGAUUUUUGUGCAAGUCUGCAGAAUUGCUUUGUUUGUAUUAUAGCGUUUUAGUCUGUAUGAGGAGGCAGUGUUAAAUAAUGACACUGAAAAUGACGUAACAGUAAGCAUUCUAGUUGUUGCUGUGUAGAAUUUUAAAACAGUAAUAAAGUAACAAUCUUAAAGGAUUGCAUUACAUUAACUUUGCAUCUAUGCAUUUGUAAGUGUAUGACAUACUCGCCCGGGCAAACCUCUGACAUUAAAUGGCUCAAGCAAAUAUUGCAGAAAAAAUAAUUAUGCCCAACGCUGUAUAUUUGUGAUAAA